AUGUUACUUUUACCUACAGACAAACAGGGUAGUAUUGUCAUUUUCAUUUCAAUUUCAGUUUGCAACUUGCUUGUGAAGCGAUGUAAAUCUGAAAUCGUAGAAUUCACCGUCAACUCUCUGUUCAAUCGCCGCCACCGUUCAAUCGCCGCCACCGUAAACUCUGUUCAACCGCCGCCACCAUCAACUCUCUGUUCAAUCGCCGCCACCGUAAACUCUGUUCAACCGCCGCCACCAUCAACUCUCUGUUCAAUCGCCGCCACCGUAAACUCUGUUCAACCGCCGCCACCAUCAACUCUCUGUUCAAUCGCCGCCACACAACUCGACUCUUUCUUUCUAAGAAAUGCUGUGGAGCUUGGACCUUUUGGACCUUUGGCUGUUACUCUCAUGAAAAUGCCUCGUUUGAGUUUUUGUCGUGUUGAUGAAUUAGCUUUUGCAGUUAAUAAGCAUGAUCUUGGGAAUUACAGGCCUUUAAUAACUCUCUAUAAGGAUUGGGGUCAAAGUAACUUUGGUAAAAAACUUGCUACUAUUAAUGUUUAUUCUUAUUACAUGAUUAGGAACACAUUGUUUAGUGCUGAUAGUUAAUCAAGUUUUCCCUUAUCUUGCAAUGGUUUAGAUAAAGAAUGCACAUGUUUUUGAAUUAGCGUUGAAGUUUUCAAAAUUUAUUGUGGGAUGGUAGUAUAUUAGAGAUUAAUCUCACUGUACUUAUGCCGUAUUUGGAUAAAUGACUUAAUUAAGUGCUUAUCAUACAAGUGCUUAUGCGGAAAUUAUUUCUAUAACAACAGAUAGACUAAAGUAAACUGUGUUUUCACAUAAGAUAUAAGUAGUAUUCAAUGCUAUCUUGGAGAGCUUAUGGAAAUAAGUUAAAAACAAUUUAUGAACAUGUCAAUAAGCUCUCUCAAAAUAGUCCCUUUAUAAUAAUAUAUUAAAGACUGUUUAAAGUUUAAAUCCCGCUGGCUCUGUUUUUUGUCGUUGUUAUGUCUGGUUUAUUAGCUUAGUUAUCGUUAUGAAUAUUGUUAUUUCAAAGUCUUUGUGUUGAUCUUAUU
Vicia villosa (hairy vetch) is the source of this 1043-nucleotide messenger RNA. RefSeq lists its product as uncharacterized. The record is from RefSeq and is a predicted model, not a curated record. Lineage: Eukaryota; Viridiplantae; Streptophyta; Magnoliopsida; Fabales; Fabaceae. The transcript is spliced from 3 exons. The coding region runs from base 1 to 582 and encodes 193 amino acids.